Molecule: messenger RNA, 672 nt
Organism: Striga asiatica
Lineage: Eukaryota; Viridiplantae; Streptophyta; Magnoliopsida; Lamiales; Orobanchaceae
Source: the annotation of a GenBank genome assembly
AUGCAACAAUAUGACCGGUCAAUGAGAGCCUCUGCCAAGUCAUCAGGAGAAACCUUGAGGGAAAAGCCAAAAGCAUCUCAUGCAUUGAGAGAUAUGGAUAGUGUGGCGGCUUACAGCGAAAAUGGUGGCAUGGCCAGGGUCUGCGAGGUGGGCAAAGAGAUGUGCUGGAACCAAGCGCCCAUCACUGCCAGCAUGGCAAGCCGCCCAUUCUUAAUUUCCUUAGUCCUGAGCUCCUUUAUCUUCUGCGGGGAGCCUGAGCCCCAGCCGAGAGGGUCGAACCAGAGCCCUCCCGGGUACCCCACAUCUGUCCCUGUCAACUUGUUGUUGGGAAAGAUGGGGUCUGUGUUGACGCUCCCCGGCUUAAUGAUGUCUGCCCAGCGCCGGCCCUCAGCCCAACCAAUGAGGAUUAGCUCGACUAUGAAGAGUGUGGUGGUGUCGGUGAAGUACUCCUGCUCCCCUGCAGUGUACCAUGAUGGGGUGUUGAGGAUCCCUAUUUUUGUAAGGAACUCCGGAAUGAAGAUGCCUGCUGCGCCGAGCAUCGCCCACCUGCAGUGGACGAGCUCUGCUUGCUGGUUCCAUUUCAAGCUCUCCGGGUCUGAUGCUUUAGAGACCAUACCUAAGCCCAGAGGAUCAAAACCAAAGUCUCCUGGAAGGCUGCAACAACAUAUAUAA